GGCGAUAAAGACCCAAGGGCCAAUUAUCAACCCUGGACUAUGCAGAUGUUGUAGGUCCAUCAAGAAAUGUAGACUGCUGACUGCCGAAUAUGAGUGGACAGGACAAAAAGAAGUCUAUUCGGAUAUGUUUAUGGAUUGUUUCGGGCUUUUGCUCUCUCAUCUGGAUGGUGAAUGCAAGGAAUCUUGCAUUUGUGCAACUUGUGUUGUACGUCUGCGGGAUGCAUGCGCAUUUCGUGAACAGGUCCUGAGGUGUGAACAGGAGUUCCUACAAGCUAGGGAUAGAGGUGAAGCCGAGACAAAAGUGGAAGUGGAAGUGAAGACUGAGCCAUGUGGUAGUGACUCAGACGGAGGAGAUGACCGGGACGAUAUGGAUGAUUUGCCCCUCAACUGCAUCAUGUCUCGAUCAACUCCCAAAAAGGAACGGUCACCGGCCAACGACCCUUCAACAACUUCGGAGAAACUCCGCGAGAAACUCUCCCGAGAGAAACUGCCUCGCAAAAGCAAGCAGAAGAUCAAAGCUAAGCGUGAAUUGUUGACUGAAAUGCAGCGACUUCAGGGAAAAUUGGACAGAAUGCUUAAUAAACCAGUUCUCCCGACUCCAAAGAAAACAAAACAGAUAAAGAAAAAGGACCCCGAACUCUACCACGACGACAUGGUUUACAAAAACGCCAUUACAAUUGCACACAAUUCUUAUGUAUGUCCUUUCCACAACCGAAUAAGCAAUUAUUAUUGCUAUUAUUGUAAAGAUCAAUUCACAAGUCCAGUGGAAUUAAGAGAGCACACGUUAACGCACGAUCCGAAGCAGUGGUUCGAAGAGAUGAUGGAAAAUAAGAAAAUACCUAAAGUAGAUAUAACACGGAUUGACUGCAGGCUUUGCGAGGAAAAAAUCAACGAUUUGACGAAUUUGAAGACACAUUUAUGCGAAAGUCAUGGAUUGAAGUUGUAUCCGGUUUCAAAUGAGUUCUUAACUUUCAAGUUAUCGCUGGAUAAUUGUGUGUGCACAGAAUGCGGAACAUCCUUUCCCUAUUUUGAUAUGUUAAAAAAACACAUGGUGGAACAUUUUGGAUCGUACAUUUGUGACCAGUGUGGUGCAUGCUUUUUAGAACAAAAUUCCCUACGGACUCACAUAAAAAGUCAUAGCAAAACCGAAUCAUUAUUCCCGUGUGAAAUAUGUGGUAAAAAUCUUAAAUCUAAAUACAGCCGUUACAUGCAUAUUGCAACGGUGCACGAAAAGAAGCCUACAGUAAAUUGUUAUAAGUGCGAAGCUAGUUUUCUGUCUUACGCUUUGAGAAAUAGACAUUUGAUUGAAGUGCACGGUGAUAAACGAACGUUCCCUUGUAAAUUGUGUGAUAAAGUUUAUAACAGACGGAAAACACUUAUGGAGCAUAACCGAAGGAAUCAUUUAAAAGUAUUCCGACACCAAUGUGAUUUAUGUGACCAACGUUUCUAUCUACCCAGUCGCUUAAAGGAACACAUGGCAACUCAUACGGGAGAGAGAAACUUCAGGUGUGAAUUCUGUGACAAGAGCUAUCCACGGUUGCAAUCAUUGCAGGAACAUAUACGGUCUCAUAGCAACGAGAGACGGUUCAAGUGUGAUAUUUGCAACUCUGCAUUCACACAGAAUGGGAGUUUGAAGAAUCAUAUCAAAAGUCAUCAUCAAGGGUAUGAGAUUGAGGGUGGGUAUAAUUAAAUUAAGGUCAUAUUUGUUUGUGACCUUUACUACUACUAAAUACCAUAGUGUUCCCAGAAGUCUUCAGUAAAUGCCAAGAGAUUGCUGAGAUUCCUGCAGGAGUUUGGGUGGUGUGAGUAA
This is a messenger RNA of Hyposmocoma kahamanoa, 1810 nucleotides long. Its product is annotated as zinc finger protein draculin-like. NCBI's taxonomy places the organism in Eukaryota, Metazoa, Arthropoda, Insecta, Lepidoptera, Cosmopterigidae. The record is from RefSeq and is a predicted model, not a curated record. Gene Ontology annotation, molecular function: RNA polymerase II transcription regulatory region sequence-specific DNA binding; DNA-binding transcription factor activity, RNA polymerase II-specific. Gene Ontology annotation, cellular component: nucleus. Gene Ontology annotation, biological process: regulation of transcription by RNA polymerase II. The transcript is spliced from 5 exons. The coding region runs from base 125 to 1690 and encodes 521 amino acids.